GCCGUGCGGGCGGCGCCGAGGCGCGGGCGGGCGCGGCGGGAUGUCGGGGCCCAACGGAGACCCGCACGUGUUGGGCGGUGGCACCGGCGACGAGGGCGACGAGGGCGGGGACACCUUCGAGGAGGAAGAAUAUGCAGCAAUAAACUCCAUGCUGGACCAGAUCAACUCCUGUUUGGAUCACCUGGAGGAGAAGAAUGAUCACCUACACAUCUGCUUGAAGGAACUGCUGGAGUCCAACCGCCAGACCCGGCUGGAGUUCCAGCAGCAGAGCAAGCAGCUGAACACAGGAGCUGAUGUACAGGGAUCCCAGCCUCCUGCUUAGUCUGACCACACACUCUCAGCUGGUGUUGCUAAGGGGACAGUUACUGGUCACCAAUUUAAUGUAAAACUUGAAUAGCAGAGGUGCCUCGUUUCUGUUACUUGUUCCUUUCUGUGUUUGUAUCCUGCCAUUCAUCUCCAUGUUGUUUUCCUUUAGCUGUGUGACAGGGCAGAAGCACAAGGGUGGCUGUAGGAGAGCUGGUUCUUUUCUGCUCCCUAGCACGAGCCUGGCACUCACACUUGGUUAAAGCUGGUUGUAGGAAACUUGAGCCCAUGCAGGUAGUUUGCAGGCAGGCCCUCUUCACAAAGUGGAAAAAUUAUCUCUGCUCUCUUUCCCUUAAAUCUAAGCAAGGAGUAUUAUGGCUUUACCCCCUUUGGCAGGGGCUGUCCUGAAUUCAGGCUUGUCCUUAAGUGUAAUGACACUGGAGAAGAUGAAUGAUGAGCCCUGGAGGAGAGCUUAGGAUAGCUGCUGCCUUGAAGCUACAGCUUCUUCUCCCUUAGUCACAUUAAUUGUGAUGUAUGAAAUACUGGCAUAUGGUUCCAGAUCACCGGACACUUCCACUCCAUUCCAAGCAGAUAAACUACCAGGGUGAUGUUUCUGACCAUUGUGACUGGGAGCUGCCCCACUCCUUCAGCUGCCAUUAAGGACCAAGGUGUGGAGAGAGGCAGAGCUGCCUGGUGAGCCCCCACCACAGCAUCAGCAAUAGAGAGCAGAGCCCUCCCUGUACAUUCUGACAAGGCACAAUAGGUCUGCUCUGCACUUUGUGAUCUUGUCAAUAUGUCCUAGAGCCAGCACUUUUGAAGCAAGUCUUACUGUUCUACUUAUGUAGUGUUAAAGGAGUUUUUUUGAAAGUUAAAGGAGUUAUUUAAAAGAAAUCUGUUUUAUUAAAAUUAGUUUGAAACAAACUUUGUUCCUGAGAGUCUCCACUAUGAGAACAGAUUGGAUUAAGCUUUGUGGUAUUAACAAAGGACCAAGGUGCGUGUUUUUGCCUAGCUUAGGACUUGUCCAAGACUGCUUGUCCAACAGUGUGUAUCUUAGAAAGGAAAGUGUUCUGAGAAGCAGAAUUCAGCAGAGUCUCUCAAGAGAUAAACAUUUUCUCUGACUGGAAAGAAAAUGAGAGGAACUACAAAGAAUUCUUAAGUUUGCAUCCAUCACUCUGUGAAGUUUGUCCCCUAUGGAAAUCCCAUUACCAUCUUCUUUCAGGUUCAGCAAUCCAAGCCUCAGUCUUUCCACGUAACUGCUGUAUCCCAACUGUACAAGUAAUAAGCAACACUAUCCUGUAUUAGACACGCUAAAGCCAGGCUUAUUUAUUCUUAAAAUAAAAACAGCAGUAAAGUUCAA
Molecule: messenger RNA, 1660 nt
Organism: Camarhynchus parvulus
Lineage: Eukaryota; Metazoa; Chordata; Aves; Passeriformes; Thraupidae
Gene: BBLN
Product: chromosome 17 C9orf16 homolog
Exons: 2
Coding region: 41-322 (93 amino acids)
Source: RefSeq, a predicted model, not a curated record